AUGUCCCGACCUCAGAACGAGUAUAUCGAGCGCUGGCAAAAGCAGCACGGAAAGCGUCUUGACCACGACGAGCGAGUCCGCAAGCGCCAAGCCCGUGAAGUCCAUCAGCAGUCCAAGGAUGCCCAGAAUUUGCGUGGUCUGAGGGCCAAGCUGUACCAGCAGAAGCGCCAUGCCGAGAAGAUCCAGAUGAGGAAGCGCAUCAAGGCGCAGGAGGAGAAGAAUGUCAAGUCUUCCGCGCCCGACGAGCCAUCCAAGACGCCUUUGCCCCAGUAUCUGCUCGACCGUUCCCAGGCCACCAAUGCCAAGGCACUUUCUAGCGCUAUCAAGGAUAAGCGUAAGGAGCAGGCCGCCAAGUUCGCAGUGCCUCUGCCUAAGGUCAAGGGUAUCAGUGAGGAGGAGAUGUUCAAGGUUGUCAACACCGGAAAGAAGACGCAUAAGAAGUCCUGGAAGAGAAUGAUCACGAAGCCCACCUUCGUCGGCAAUGACUUCACCCGAGUUAACCCCAAGCGUGAACGUUUCAUCAGACCCAUGGGUUUGCGUUACAAGAAGGCCAACGUCACACACCCCGAGCUGGGAGUCACUGUUCAACUACCCAUUAUUUCGGUUAAGAAGAACCCCCAGAACCCACUGUAUACUUCUCUGGGUGUUUUGACCAAGGGAACGAUUGUCGAAGUGAACGUUUCGGAACUAGGCCUGGUAACAACCAGUGGACGCGUUGUUUGGGGUAAAUACGCACAGAUCAGUAACAACCCUGAAAACGACGGAUGCGUCAACGCUGUUCUCCUCGUUUAA
Aspergillus bombycis is the source of this 792-nucleotide messenger RNA. Its product is annotated as rRNA-processing protein NSA2. Lineage: Eukaryota; Fungi; Ascomycota; Eurotiomycetes; Eurotiales; Aspergillaceae. The coding region runs from base 1 to 792 and encodes 263 amino acids. The record is from RefSeq and is a predicted model, not a curated record. Gene Ontology annotation, cellular component: nucleolus; preribosome, large subunit precursor. Gene Ontology annotation, biological process: maturation of LSU-rRNA; maturation of 5.8S rRNA. The transcript is spliced from 7 exons.